Molecule: messenger RNA, 2546 nt
Organism: Drosophila novamexicana
Lineage: Eukaryota; Metazoa; Arthropoda; Insecta; Diptera; Drosophilidae
Gene: Ir76b
Product: glutamate receptor ionotropic, delta-1
Exons: 5
Coding region: 1-1899 (632 amino acids)
Cellular component (GO): membrane
Molecular function (GO): ligand-gated monoatomic ion channel activity
Source: RefSeq, a predicted model, not a curated record
AUGGCUACAGGAAUCGAGCUGCUUGUGGCCGCCGCACUGUGCCUGGCCUGCCCACCGAUUAACGAUACCCUGCCAGCGGAUCUGAUACAACUUAACGAGGAUGGGAGCCUGGUCACGGAGCUGCCCAUUGAUGUGGAGGCGGCGAAUGUGGGACUGGACGGGGAUGCGCCCAUAGAAACGCUGGAGGUGAUACGCAACAAAAAGGAGAAGCUGCGCAACAUGAGGGAGUGGAUAAAUGGGAAACAUCUGCGCAUUGCCACGCUGGAGGAUUAUCCAUUGAGCUACACCGAAAUGCUCGACAAUGGCACUCGGGUUGGCCGCGGUGUUUCAUUUCAGAUCAUUGGCUUCCUCCAGGAGAAGUUCAAUUUCACCUACGACGUGGUUGUGCCGCAGGACAACAUAAUUGGUUCCACGGCAGACUUGGAUCGCAGUCUAAUCGAAAUGGUCAACAAUAGCCUGGUGGAUCUGGCCGCCGCCUUUAUACCCUCGCUGUCUGAGCAGCGCACCUUUGUCUUCUAUUCCACGACCACACUGGAUGAGGGCGAAUGGAUUAUGGUUAUGCAACGGCCGCGGGAGUCUGCCGGCGGCUCUGGUUUGCUGGCGCCAUUCGAAUUUUGGGUCUGGAUACUCAUCUUCGUCUCGCUGCUGGCCGUUGGGCCCAUCAUUUAUAUGCUGAUCAUUAUACGCAAUCGCCUGACGGGCGAUUCAGUGCAGCAGCCCUAUUCCUUGGGCCAUUGCGCCUGGUUCGUCUACGGUGCACUGAUGAAGCAGGGCAGCACCCUCUCCCCCAUCGCAGAUUCGACACGCCUGCUCUUUGCGACCUGGUGGAUAUUUAUUACAAUUUUAACCUCGUUUUAUACCGCCAAUUUGACUGCAUUUCUGACCCUUUCAAAGUUCACACUGCCCUUCAACACGGUGAACGAUAUUCUCACAAAGAACAAACACUUUGUAUCCAUGCGAGGGGGCGGCGUGGAGUACGCAAUACGAACGACCAACGAAUCGCUUUUCAUGCUCAAUCGCAUGAUUCAGAAUAAUUAUGCUGUAUUCACGGAUGCCUCCAACGAUACUUACAAUCUGCAGAACUAUGUGGAGCGCAAUGGAUAUGUGUUCGUGCGGGAUCGGCCAGCGAUCAAUAUAUUGCUGUAUAGGGAUUAUUUGUAUCGCAAGUCAGUCAGCUUUCACGAUGAGAAGAUUCACUGUCCGUUUGCCAUGGCCAAGGAGCCAUUUCUGACCAAGAAGCGAACUUUUGCCUAUCCCAUUGGUUCGAAUCUCAGCGAACUCUUCGACCCCGAACUUCUCAAUCUGGUAGAGUCCGGCAUUAUCAAGCAUUUGUCGGCCAGGGAAUUGCCGAGCGCCGAAAUUUGCCCACAGGAUCUGGGCAGCACCGAGCGCCAGCUGAGAAACGGUGACCUCAUGAUGACCUAUUACAUAAUGCUGACCGGCUUUGCCACUUCACUGGUCGUGUUCACCACGGAGCUGCUGUUCCGCUACAUCAACGGCCGGCACGAGGCCAACAAAUGGGCGAGACACGGCAUCGGACGCACACCCAAUGGCCAGUCCGUGCGGCCAUCGCGUUGGCUGCGCGGCCUGCGGCGCCUGCACAGCGGCGACAAACCGCUGCUGGGAACCUCCACAGAUGCCCAGAAUGUGACCCCGCCGCCACCAUACCAGAGCAUCUUCAAUCAUGGCGGCGAGCAUCUGCACGGUGGCCAGCAGCGCUGGCGGCAGGCCGGCAGGGAGCACGGCCUAAUUCUGGGCGGGCAUCACAACGGGGCCGGAGUGCGACGCCUGAUAAAUGGGCGCGACUACAUGGUCUUUCGCAAUCCGAAUGGCACCAGUCAAUUGGUGCCAGUUCGAUCGCCAUCGGCAGCUUUGUUUCAGUACACAUAUACGGAGUAGUCCAUUUGGAAUUUUAUAACAUUUUUGCAUUCUUUUUUUAGGGAUCUAAGCCCCUUUAAGAUAGAAGACAAAAUAUUUCUUAAGAUACAAACACAAUUAGAAGCACCCGAGCACAGAUAGACGUAGACAAUGUUUUGGUGUAGUUUAAAAAGUCCUCUAGAAAACGUGCGAGGUGUGCUUAAAAAGUAAGGGACAGUUCAUGAUAUUAGAGAACUAUCCGAAACGUUUUGAGUACAGCUCGUGGAUUUAAGGAGUUAUUUGGAACUUUGAUGUUUUUCAAGCGGAGUUUUAGGAACAUUUGCGAAUGCCGUAGAUUAAAGAUACUUGCAGACUUAUAAGUACGGUGUACAAUAUACUUAUAUCUAUACCCAACCCAAUUUCACAUAUAAAAGCUUUCCCAUAAUAUAUGUAGAUUUCAUAUAAAGAGAAGAUAGCUUGAGAUUUGGAUAAAGAUCAAAAUUAGAAAUGCUUGAUGGGUUCGAAUAUGCCACAGUUCGUGACAAAUGUUGAAUACCCUGCAAAGGGAAUUGAACUUUAAAUCUAUGUGAUUUAUCUAGGGGCUUCAUAUAAAGUGAAGAUAGGUGGAGUUAUAGAUGCUGAUCAAGAAUAUAAAAAGUUGAAGGGAGUUGGAAUAUCUCACGAAAAGU